Molecule: messenger RNA, 5922 nt
Organism: Cynoglossus semilaevis (tongue sole)
Lineage: Eukaryota; Metazoa; Chordata; Actinopteri; Pleuronectiformes; Cynoglossidae
Gene: cyp2r1
Product: cytochrome P450, family 2, subfamily R, polypeptide 1
Exons: 5
Coding region: 1400-2962 (520 amino acids)
Biological process (GO): xenobiotic metabolic process
Cellular component (GO): cytoplasm; intracellular membrane-bounded organelle
Molecular function (GO): iron ion binding; oxidoreductase activity, acting on paired donors, with incorporation or reduction of molecular oxygen, reduced flavin or flavoprotein as one donor, and incorporation of one atom of oxygen; heme binding
Source: RefSeq, a predicted model, not a curated record
UAAGGUUGAGGGCACUGACCGCAACACCCUCUUAUGACACCUCUGUUUUGACUAUAUAUAUGUAAUGUUUAUUUGUUUUUCAGAGUUAAAAUACAACGUGAACUUACUUUAGGCUGACACUGCACAGCUCUGUGCUGUCUGGAGGAACAAGUCUACUGGAAUCUACCACCACUCUUCAUGGUGGAGUCUGGAAUGUGAGGCAUGUCCUAACCUCUAACCUGAACCUCUGACCUCCAAAUGUAGUACAUUUACCUGCAGAGAUGAAGAAACCCCCCAGCCACUGGGUGAAAGUUUGUGUGCUUAUUCAAAACAAAACACACAAACAGAUUUGCUUCAAAAUGAUGAUUAGAUGUGGAAGCACAUGUACAUUAUAAUUUGAUAUUCAUUGAUGGCAGGCUUCUGCAGCCGUUUCCUGCAGAAGCAGACUGGAUGAGGCUCUGUUUAGCUGCUCCGUGACCUCAGCUGAUACUCUGGUGGGCAGCUCCUCUGUCAGCUGGCUGCCUGUCACUCUCUGCACCAACAUUCCUGGAGCCAAAUGUCGCUUCAGGUUCAUUUUUAUUCAUCUUCACAAUGAAUGCUAAAGCAUUGUACACUGUAUAUAUUAGCCAUAUGACACAUCUUAAAAGACAGUGGAAAUUCGAUGGACUGUAAUCCAAGUUGCAUUGCACUUGUAAUAAUAUUUUGAGCAAUUCGGUGGUGAAAAGUGUUGUGGUACAACUUUUCUCUUUAAAUUUUUGAAUCCAUACAAUCAGGGAAUUGAUAACGCCAUCUUGUCUGACAGUAAUGGUCAGAUCUGGCUGUGUUAAUAACUCUAAUGAACGAUUAUAAUUCACUAUCAACUAUGCUCUUAAAAGAAGAUCUGCUCUUCAUUCAUUUGGUCCGUUGUGCACUUUGUUCACCGGCUUUUCCUUCCUAAUGGAUUCGGUUGCAGUUCUCAAAACCCCCAUCUUUACUCUAGCUAUUUUACACACUCCCCGCCCCAGAAUUGUAACCCGAUAUAUUUAAAUCGCCUACGUAAGUCCCUGUCGUCACAGUCAGCGCCUGUAUGUGAUUUUCCUGCAUGCAUCAGCGCUUCUUUGCAUGCUCCUGCUGUGUGAAACCAAGUCUGCAUGUUAAAACUUGAAAGUUGCACGAUGCAAACUUUUCGUCGACAAUGCAUUUUUGCAGACAAAGCAUCGGUCACCGCUGCAGCCUGACAAUGGCCCGCCCCCGCCUCUGGACAAGAAGAAAUCCAGACCAAUAUGAUCCUGAUCAUCGAUCGUGAGCAGAACAAAGUUCACCAACAUUAGGUCUAGAGGCGGGGGUUAGAAAAAGUGCAAGGUGAUACUUAUAGGCUGUGAGGUACGGCUGCAGCGAACAGGACAGUCCUGCAGCUCACACAGAGUUCUGGAAAGAAACGAUGGUCUCCAUCAAAUCACCGUCUCUGGUGCCGGUAUCCGCCGGUGCCCAGGUUCUACUCGGGUUGUUCUGCUUGGCCGUGGCCCUCUUUGCUUUCCUGCUCACACGCCAGCUCUUCAAGCAGAGAAGACCCCCGGGUUUCCCCCCCGGCCCGUCUCCCAUCCCUGUGAUUGGCAGCAUUCUGUCUCUGGCCACUGAGCCGCACGUCUUUCUCAAGAAUCAGAGUGAAGUUCACGGACAGAUUUUUAGUCUUGACCUGGGAGGCAUCCUUACUGUGGUGUUGAAUGGAUAUGACUCUGUAAGGGAAUGUCUGUACCAUCAGAGCGAGGUGUUCGCUGAUCGACCGUCGCUGCCGUUAUUUAAGAAAAUGACUAAAAUGGGUGGACUCCUUAACUGUAAAUACGGUAACGGUUGGAUUGAACAUCGAAAACUGGCCUGCAACUCUUUCCGUUACUUUGGCAGUGGCCAGAGAAUGUUUGAGAGGAAGAUCUCUGAGGAGUGCAUGUUCUUCGUCGACGCCAUCGACGAGCACAAGGGGAGGCCGUUCAACCCCAAACACCUGGUGACCAACGCCGUCUCCAACAUCACCAACCUCAUCAUCUUCGGACAGCGCUUCACCUACGACGACCACAACUUCCAGCACAUGAUUGAGCUCUUCAGCGAGAACGUGGAGUUAGCCGUGAGCGGAGCGGCGUUCAUGUACAACGCCUUUCCCUGGAUCGAGUACGUGCCUUUCGGAAAGCACCAGAAGCUGUUCCGCAAUGCUGCAGAGGUUUACGACUUUUUAGUUGAGGUCAUCGGACGCUUUUCGGAGGGCAGGAUUCCACAUGUACCUCGACAUUACGUCGAUGCCUACUUAGACGAGCUGGAGCAGAACGCGGGAAACCCCACUUCUUCAUACUCUCAUGAAAACCUCGUUUACUCAGUUGGGGAGCUCAUUAUCGCCGGGACAGAGACCACCACCAACACUCUGCGCUGGGCUAUGCUCUACAUGGCCCUCUACCCCAAUAUACAAGAGAGGGUGCACAGGGAGAUUGACAGUGUGUUGUCCAACGGGAGGGCCCCGACCCUGGAGGACAAACAGAGGAUGCCCUACGUGGAGGCAGUUUUGCACGAGGUCCUUCGUUUCUGCAACAUCGUUCCGCUCGGCAUUUUCCGUGCCACCUCCCAGGACGCCCAUGUGAACGGCUACACCAUCCCUAAAGGCACCAUGGUGAUAACCAAUCUCUACUCAGUGCACUUUGAUGAGAAGUACUGGAACGACCCCGGCGUCUUCCUGCCAGACAGGUUCCUGGACAGCAAUGGCAACUUUGUGAGGCGUGAGGCCUUUCUUCCGUUUUCUCUGGGGAGGCGUCACUGUUUGGGUGAGCAGUUGGCCAGGAUGGAGAUGUUUCUCUUCUUCACUACUUUGUUGCAGGGGUUUCACCUCCAGUUUCCUCCAGGAACCAUUCCAUCGCUCACUCCCAAACUAGGCAUGACCCUACAGCCCAAACCCUACUCCAUCUGCGCCGUCCGCAGGCAGCACAGGGUUGCACACACUGGAGACACUCCAUAUAACAAGUAGAGCUACAGGGGCUUCAGCUCUGCUAAGUUAUUACAUUGCACAGCAAUGCAGCUCCGAGGAGCACGGGUGUGCACCGGUGGAACUCAAUAUCCAGAUGUGGUUUCAUCUGGCGGUGGCGUGGGCCACGUUAUCCAUUUUAUUUCGUUACUAUGAAAUUGUCCUUCCGCACAGUCUGCAUGUUUGCACAGGGGAGCACAGGGAAUGGGACUGAGUGAGACGAGGACUCGCAGGGAACUCACAUGUGCUGCAUAUUCAGUUCAGUGUCUCGCUCAGGGCAUCUCUGGUUCUGCGAAAGGGAAUUUCUACAAAGCCAUGCAGUGGUGAUGGGUCGGUCUGGGUGGGUGUUAAUGAUUGACAGAAUGUACAUCUAUGACGGUUCAAAGCCCUGUCCUCUCAGGAUAACGUCAGGUCAGACAAAUGACUGCACAAAUUCAUACUAGUGUGUUGAAAGUGGACUUUCCAAGAACAAAUGUGAACAGUGUGUUGAAGGUGGACACAGGCCAAGGUUUACUCUUGUUGGACUGACUCUGACCCCCCACCUCCCCACCCCCCCAUCCUCCUCCUCCCUCAGGGAAAGGCACUCCGUGGAAACUUUGUCUCUCAGACUUUGCAAAACUGACUCUUUGCACAGGUUUUUUCUUUGAAAUUGUGCUUAUCAUUAUGAACAGAGUACUUUUUUUGUAUUUUUGUGUAAUGUUGACAUUUGUACUUUUUAUUUACUUUUGCAAGGCUUAUUGUAUUCUGCGUAUUCAUAAAGUCUUUCCUAAGAUACUGAUGUCACGAUGUGUCGUCCCUUGGCCUCAGAUUAAAAUGUCAAAUACAGAACAUCUAGGUGGUAAGAUCUUAUCAAAUAACUUUAUGGCAACCACAGAAGCCCGUGCUGGUUUCAGGUGCCAAGACGAGGCUCCAAUUCUAAAGCACACAUUUGAAAUGCCUUGUAAAAAAAAAUGUCAAAAAACAGAAAAGCUAUUUAAAGGGACAAGCAAAAAUUUAAAGUUGAAAAGCUAACUGUUGGAACAUGGAUUGGAUUUUUUUACCCCUAAACAUGAAAUUAAAAAUAGGUUGCUAAUAAUUGCCAUAAAUCAUUCCCAAAUAGCCUUCAGUGUAUACAUUAUAUUUUCACUCACUCAUAAUCAAAUCCAUUGACAGUUGCAGUUACUUAAGAGAUGGUGUUUUUAUGACAGAUAUAAAUAACAACAAAAAUACGUCACCCCCCUCCCCCCCACAGUGUAGAUAAAGGUGAAUGGUUACAUUAGACAAACAUACAUAUACAUAUACUUCUGCUACAUAAGAGAAACAACCAUUCAAAGAUGUAUUUAUGGCACAAUCAUCAGAGGACACUGUGGUGUGACAGACUACGCUGUGAGAGGAAAUCAAAAUAAAGAGCAGGACAGAACUGAACUGAAGGAACCAGAAGGUUCUGGAUCUGCAGGAGCUUCACCAUCCUGUGAGUGGGUCCGCAUGAACGAGGUGUUGACAGCCAGGUGCCAGCAUGUGUAUGGCUCCGACCUGAGUCCAAUUCUGAAAUAUGAUGCCAUCACCGGUGACACAUUGCACUCUUUGUACUUUUUUUUUUCUCUUGCACAAACAGUACCAAAGCCCAGAGAACUGUUUCCAAUCACAGGCUUAACCUGGAAUUUAUCUACAGUCAGUAGGUAACGUUUGGCACUCCUUGGUGAAGUGGGACAAGAACAAGACGAUGGCGAAAUACAAAGAGUGGUUUUGAUACUGAACGGGGGAGAAAGUGAAAACCAAGUGAAAACUGAAGUCAAAAUAAAAUUCAACAUCAAACCUGGACGUUUAACACUCGUGAGGACUGGGAAAACAAAUCUGGAACCACAAUCUUUACUGACAGGUUCUGAAUGUACAACAUGUCAGCUGCAUGUAGAAAAAACAGAUGCAUUUGUUGGAUUAUUUAAAAAAUAUAUAUAUUUAUAUGCACAUACUCUUUUGUACAGCGGCUAAACACUUGUUUGGUAUUCAAAUGUGCACACUUUUGACUACUUUUGUGUCUCUAAAUAUUACCGUUCUCCCUCGUUUUCACACUGAUUGACCAUUCUCUUCAAGAUCUUUAGGGUAAGGACAAAAAUAGUUCUGCCUCCCCCUUAUUAAUGAACAUCUUUUUUUCUAGUGGAAUGAUAUCAGGUCUAAGAGAAAAAAAACAAACAAGAAUAAGUAGUUCUAAACCACAGUGGAAUGAAAACCCUGGAUCCCUUUUAUACACACUGGCCAUGUGGAGGGUUUGGUAAAAGAUAAAAAUAAUGAAGAGAGAAAAUGUGAAAUCAAAUAUUCUGAGCUUCAAGUUUGUCUGUGUUUAGCUGAAACACGGGACCAAACUUCGUAUGAUUGUUUGAAAUAAGUUCGGAAAAAAGUUGAUUUAACAAAAGUCUGAUGUAGACGUGACAACAUUUACCUUUUGCUGAUAAUCAAUAUAAGCCUUUCUGCACUGAGGUUGUGAAAAGGUUAUUCAAACAGAGUACGGCCGUCCAAAAGACAGCACAUACUGUACGCUCCUCCGUCACAGAGGAGUUUAAAAUGCUUCAAAUUGUCGGUUAGAAUGUCACUCAAAAACCUGUUACCCAGACUUAUUUAAUUAGCUGAGUCUUUAUCGCCUAUUUCAUAGCAAUGAUGGUAAUUCUUGCAAAAAUAAUCAAUUUUGCAUGAAUCCUGAGUAACCUUUGAAAAAAAAACUUCAAUCCAUUUAAAAGGAAAGAAAAAUAAAAAGAAAGAAAAUAGAAUCCAUUCAAAAAAAAGUCAUGAUCUUAACAUUGUACACCAGAAGAGAGAAAACACACGAAGACAUUCACAAAGAAAUGACAUCACACUGGAAUAAUUACAAAUGUGCUCUCUUUCUUUCAGCCAUUCAUCCUCCUCAUCACAUUUCCACAGAAACACACACACACAAACACGAUGAAGCAAAAGAAAUUAAAGGGGUAAUACUAAUAAUAAUAAUAAAAAAA